AUGACCUUAGUGGGGUCCACGGAGGAGAGCGUCCUGCCCAUCAUGCUGGGUGUACAGCAGCAGCAUCACCACCACGGCCUUCACGCCACUUCCAGCGCGCAAACCCAUCGCGGCAACGUGAUCGUCUCCACCAAUAAUAUGCCAACCAACAACAGUACUCUACAACACGGGUGCAAGCGACCCAAGAUUUACGGCCAGGCAACCGGGCCUUACGGCACGGUGCCGCAUCAGCCCGCCUCGGUGGCUAGACGAAAUGCGCGUGAGCGCAACAGGGUGAAGCAGGUAAACAACGGGUUCGCCACACUGAGGCAACACAUACCGCAGACAGUGGCGCAGGCAUUGGGAAGUAGUACCGCCGGGACACACGGAGGAUCCAGAGCCGGCAGCAAGAAGCUAUCUAAAGUGGAGACCCUGAGGACGGCGGUGGAAUACAUCAGGAGCCUUCAACGUCUUCUGGAGGAUCACGACGGUGGCUCCGAGUCCAGCGGCUCCUCGCCCGCUUCUUCAACGUCCUCCAACUUGUCCGAAAAUGGAGUUAACUCCGACUCCAAUCAUUCGGCGGAACUAAGAUUACGAGGUGGCAUCACCAGGGAGAUCCAUUGCCACGGUAGUCCACACGAGUCCGAUCUUCGGCAUCAACACCUCAGGCAGAACUCGAGUCCAAUGACUUUCGUCCCAACGACAUUCUCGGAGGCGUCAAGUUCACCAACGCCAAGUUUCAUCUUCGAAACCUCGUCGGCCGAAAGUCAAGGUUACGGCACCCUUUACAUGACGCACUCCGAUAGUUACGACAAUUGCGAAGACGAGUCAUUGUUGGAAGCCAUCGCCAUAUGGGAAGGGCGUUCUGAUCUUCUGUGAAGACGUCGACCCAAUCAACAAAAUGAUGUUUAAAAAAUAUUUUUUUAAAUGUUUGAAAAACAUUUUUUGAAACAUUAAAAAAAACAUUUAAAUAAUGGGAUAAGUCCCCU
This is a messenger RNA of Vollenhovia emeryi, 968 nucleotides long. Its product is annotated as achaete-scute complex protein T3-like. NCBI's taxonomy places the organism in Eukaryota, Metazoa, Arthropoda, Insecta, Hymenoptera, Formicidae. The record is from RefSeq and is a predicted model, not a curated record. Gene Ontology annotation, molecular function: RNA polymerase II transcription regulatory region sequence-specific DNA binding; protein dimerization activity; DNA-binding transcription factor activity, RNA polymerase II-specific. The transcript has a single exon. Gene Ontology annotation, cellular component: RNA polymerase II transcription regulator complex. Bases 1 to 858 code for a protein of 285 amino acids. Gene Ontology annotation, biological process: regulation of transcription by RNA polymerase II.